GUUACUAUGGCGAAUACGAUGGUAGUGUCCCAACCUGUCGCUAUGCAGUCAACUGUUUUGUCCAAUCAGUGGAGCACGGGCAUCUUCGACUGCUUGGACGACCUGCCUUCAUGCUGCUUCAGCUACUGGUGUUUCUGGUGUGCUGCAUGCCAGACGUCUCGGGACUACGGCGAGGCCCUGUGCCUGCCUCUGGUGGACCUCUUUGGCCUCGGGGGCUGCGUUCCCGCCAUCGCCAUGGCAAUGAGGGCUGACAUGCGCCAUCGCUACGGCAUCCAGGGGAGUCUGAUGGAGGACUUUGGGUACGCCUACAUCCUGCCCGCGUGUGUGUACUGCCAGAUGUACCGCGAGGUGAAGGCCCGGCAGGCUCAAGUUCAACCUGUCAUCCUCAUCGUCCCCAAUAACCCACCUCCUCCUGCUGCACCUGCUCUUCAGGCCUCUGCACCUCCUCCUCCCGCCACACCACCUCCGCAAUACCCAAACUAUGAAGCCUUCCCACCCUCUUUACCAUGAUCAAGAUCCUCAUCAUCAUCAUCAUC
Engraulis encrasicolus (European anchovy) is the source of this 536-nucleotide messenger RNA. RefSeq names its product cornifelin homolog B-like. Lineage: Eukaryota; Metazoa; Chordata; Actinopteri; Clupeiformes; Engraulidae. Bases 7 to 510 code for a protein of 167 amino acids. The record is from RefSeq and is a predicted model, not a curated record. The transcript is spliced from 3 exons.